Molecule: messenger RNA, 2261 nt
Organism: Mugil cephalus (flathead mullet)
Lineage: Eukaryota; Metazoa; Chordata; Actinopteri; Mugiliformes; Mugilidae
Gene: dolpp1
Product: dolichyldiphosphatase 1
Exons: 8
Coding region: 64-780 (238 amino acids)
Biological process (GO): lipid biosynthetic process; protein N-linked glycosylation
Cellular component (GO): endoplasmic reticulum membrane; intracellular membrane-bounded organelle
Molecular function (GO): dolichyldiphosphatase activity
Source: RefSeq, a predicted model, not a curated record
CGCCAUUGGUCGGACACGUGUCUGGGGCGGUUCUCCGGGACUGCCCGGUUGUGUCCGGGUAAGAUGGCGUUGGAAGAGCAGUGCUCGGCACCACCUCGAUGGCGGUCCAUAUCUCUCACACACGUAGAGUUCGCCGAAGGUGAUCUGACGGGACAAGUGCUGGCCUACAUCAGCCUCCUACCCAUAGCAAUCCUCGUGGGUUUUGUCACACUCAUAGUGUUUAAACGCGAACUACACACGAUUUCCUUCUUUGGUGGGCUCAUCCUGAACGAAGGAGUGAACUGGCUGCUGAAGCACAUUCUCAGAGAGCCGCGCCCAUGUGCAGGGGCUCACACAAACCUGCACACAGACUAUGGGAUGCCCUCAAGUCAUUCCCAGCUUAUCUGGUUCUUUGUUGUUUACUUCUUUCUUUUCCUUUAUUUAAGAAUGCAUCAAACGAACAAUGCUCGAUGUGUGGACCUGCUGUGGAGACACAUACUGUCCAUUAUCCUGCUGGGCAUAGCCUUAUCAGUCUCAUACAGCAGGGUCUACCUGUUGUAUCACACCUGGAGCCAGGUUUUCUACGGCGCAGUGGCCGGUAGUAUAAUUGGCAUAGUCUGGUUCAUAUUCACACAAGAGGUGCUGACACCAUUAUUCCCCAAAAUAGCAGCGUGGCCAAUAUCAGAGUACUUCCUGGUGCGAGACACGAGCCUGAUCCCCAACAUAUUAUGGUUUGAGUAUACAGUGACCAGAUCAGAGGCAAGGAACAGACAACGAAAGCUUGGAACAAAACUUCAGUGAUGUGCACAUUUCUUUUUUUUUUUUUUGGAAACUGAGUUUAGGACCACACACACACACACACAUAAACACACGCACACACACACGCAUACGUUUUCACGUACACACAAAACGCUCACUCGACAAAAACACACUGGAGAACCAUCUUUUUUUUUUUGGACUGACGCGGUUGCAAGGAGCAAAGGGCACUAAAAAAAAUAAAAUAAAAAAAUAAACGUUUACAGGUGGCGACAGAGUGCCUGGACCCGGCCCGGAGCCCACAGCCUGAGCAAGUCCGUCCACACGCCUCUCCUUGUUGUACAGCUUGCCCCAAAAAUGCUCUUCAAUGCAUGCAAGACUGUGCAAGAGGCAUACUAUUUAAUGAUAGAUUAAUAUAUAUAUUUUAACUAUAAACGCACGCUGACAGUAACAGUGUACUGUAAGAGGAUCGAGGAGCCAAAACAAGAGGCUUUGGUCAAGUUUCAAACCAAUUCGGUGGGCGUCAUUACAGCAUGUACUUAGUGAUUCCUUUUUUUUUUUUCUGUUCUUUUUUUUGUUCUUUUAAUAUUGACAUGGAUAGCUGGGUGGGGAGUGGGGUCGGUUAUGGGUUUGUCGGAGGGGUGGGUUAAGUGAAAUUAACCAUUUUUCAUUGUUAUAUAAUAGAAAAUGAGCAAUUUUUAAAAUUGGUUAUGAUGUAAUAUAAAUAAAUUUGCACUUUGUGAAAUUUACAAGUUUAAAAAAAACAAAAAAAUACAACUAACACUAGAUAAAUGUUAAGAUCCUCCCCCUCACCAGUCCCCUGCUUUGUGUCUAUGACUGUCAGUCCUGAUAUAUUAAGACUCCAAAGCUGAUCUGCGAGCGGUGUAAAUUUAAUGUACCUUCAGUGCUACUGAGCAUCAAGGUUGUUUCUGUUCAUAUCCGCCUUUUUGAUGGUUAUGAGACUGAACCACAGCGAGGGGGGGGGGGGUUGACCUACAUUUGUUGUUCAACACACUUCGGACUUUUUGGUUCUUAAUGCCUCACACACACACACACACACACACAUACACAUACACACACACAGUAGCAGCCUGGGAACAGAAUUCUGGGAAUCAGUUGUAAUUAUUAUUAUUAUUAAUUUUUUUUUUUUUACUCGAGUUUCUUAUCUCGUUUUCUGCUGUUGCAGAGAUGAGUUUUUUGUUUUUUUUCUUUUUACCUGUUUCCGAGAUGACAUUCCAUAUCAUUUAGUGAGAAAACAUCAUGACUGCUGAGGGGACGUGUUUUCUUUUUGUAUUAUUCUUGAAGAAAGGAAGAAAAAAAAAAUAUAAAAAUAAAAUAAAUAAUUAAAAGCCUCAGGUCAGUCGUAGCAUGUGAUUACGCUUAUUUCCCCGUGGCGUACGGUAGCUGAUGGUGAGAGCUGUCCAGUGGGGGAUCAGAAGCUGAUUUAAAACUGUCAUAUCAUUAGCUCCACAAAGGGAAGUAGUUCUCUUAGAAUUUGAUUUUUUUUUUUUUUUUUUUUUUUUUUU